AUGGUAUUUCUGUCACCUCAAUCAUCUAUUUCGCUACAGCACUUCCGUUCUACCCUGGACCUGAACGGGGAUGAGGAAAUAACAUUGGACGAGUACAAAAUCGCUCUGGGAAUUCCGUUUGAUUUGCCACCUCUGGCCAAAUUGAUCAAUCCUGAUUAUGCGAAAAAGAUGGAAUUGUUGUCUCUAUUUGCACAAGCCGAUAAAAAUCGUGACGGAGAGAUCUCUAAAGAUGAAUUUCGGAAAAUAAUUCAGGAGUCCAAUAUCCCGGAAGACGCAUUGCAGCUUCCUAUCACAUGGACUCGUCUGUUCCACGAAUUAGAUCGAGACCAUUCGGGUGAGCUGUCAGCGGACGAAUUGCUUUUGAUAUUUGAUCAGGCUGGAAUGCCUAUUUUGCGAGAGGCUGUGACCGGAUGGAUUGAGCAAUAUGAUCAAAACAAAGAUGGCAAAUUGAAUUACAACGAGUUCAUGACUUUUGUCGGUCGACAGGCCGAGUGCGCGUUUCCUUGA
This is a messenger RNA of Echinostoma caproni, 507 nucleotides long. Lineage: Eukaryota; Metazoa; Platyhelminthes; Trematoda; Plagiorchiida; Echinostomatidae. The record is from the annotation of a GenBank genome assembly.